AUGUCCGCUUACACCCAGGCACCGACAUCAGCACCCCAAGUACCCGGACCAAUGCUAGGAGGACCUGUUCUACCCGCAAUCUCAGAACUUCAUCGACAUGCUGAACCUGCCCCGCUCCCGCAUUUUCGCCCUCUCUACUCCGGCCCGCAUGGACCUUCACCGCCUCGACACACGCAAAAUACUAACCAUUCUCCCCCUUCAACGCUAAAACGACAAGCUUCUCAAACCCCUCUACCCGACGAAAGUCCAGCCAAGAAGCAGUCCAAAUGGACACCAGAGGAGGACAACCUGACUAUUGAGCUGCGGGGUCAAGGAAUGAAGUGGGACGACAUUGCGAAACGACUACCAGGACGAAGCUCCAUUUCCUGCCGAUUACGGUAUCAGAACUACCUCGAGAAGCGAGCCAUUUGGGACGAAGAGAAGAAAAACAAACUCGCAAGACUCUACGCACGAUUCAAGGACCAAAUGUGGCAGAAGGUUGCUACAGAGAUGGGCAUUCCCUGGCGGUCCGCCGAAUCGAUGCACUGGCAGCUGGGAGAGCAGGAGAUGAGCGCGCGUGCAAAUGCGCCGGUGUUUCAGCUUCACCCAUCUGCAACCGGUACAGGCAUGAGCUCGCCAUCGCAAGUGCCCGUUGUACCUGCCUCUGCCCCGCAUGGCUUCACACCCGCCAACGCCCCUCAGUUGAUGCCGCAACCACCGCCGAUGCCGCCGCAGCUGCACCAGGUGCCCCCACCAAUGCCUCAAGGACCACCGAUGCACUACGGUCACCAGCGGACCGACAGUGGCUCGAGUGCAGGUGGACGAAGGAGGAGGAAUAGCUCAUUCAGUCGCAGACGCGCAGACCCUCGAUCCCGGUCGAGUGUUCCCCCUCAGCUAGGUCAACCUCUUCCCCAGAUUCAACCACAGUCAGAAGAGGACUUGAUCAGCGGUGCCCGGACAGCACCCGUACCAGGGAUGCAGUCGAUCAUCAAGCGAGAGUUGGAGGGACCUAGCUAUAUGGAGGCUUACCACCAGAGGAGGCGGGAAGAAGAGGCUGCAGCAGGCCCAUCACGAUCGGAACACGAGGCACGGAGCCAGGGUGUGAGGAGUCCUGACAGGAUGUCCCAACGGAGUGCGACCGGAAGCAUCAAGAGCAUGAAGCGCGAGCCAGAGGAAACCGAGCGAACAGCCACAGUACCCUCCCCGCCUCAACCGUCCACGCCUUACGAGCGACCGGCAUCAGCAGUUGCAUAG
This is a messenger RNA of Alternaria postmessia, 1233 nucleotides long. RefSeq lists its product as uncharacterized. The record is from RefSeq and is a predicted model, not a curated record. Bases 1 to 1233 code for a protein of 410 amino acids. Gene Ontology annotation, cellular component: nucleus. Gene Ontology annotation, molecular function: DNA-binding transcription factor activity, RNA polymerase II-specific; RNA polymerase II cis-regulatory region sequence-specific DNA binding. The transcript has 2 exons. Gene Ontology annotation, biological process: regulation of DNA-templated transcription. NCBI's taxonomy places the organism in Eukaryota, Fungi, Ascomycota, Dothideomycetes, Pleosporales, Pleosporaceae.